Molecule: messenger RNA, 1408 nt
Organism: Symsagittifera roscoffensis
Lineage: Eukaryota; Metazoa; Xenacoelomorpha; Acoela; Convolutidae
Product: inorganic pyrophosphatase-like
Exons: 4
Coding region: 350-1225 (291 amino acids)
Biological process (GO): phosphate-containing compound metabolic process
Cellular component (GO): cytoplasm
Molecular function (GO): magnesium ion binding; inorganic diphosphate phosphatase activity
Source: RefSeq, a predicted model, not a curated record
CUUUUGAGCUUAGUAUUAUUAAAUCUACUGAAGCAUAUCAUAUUUCAGGUUUUUUGAUCUGCUAUUGUUGAAUUGAUUGUUUUCAUCUGAGGUUUCCCUACUUGAAAUUGGACUCUGCUGAAUCGCAACUAAAUCAUAGGAAGCUGCGCUUCUCCUGCUGAGUAACCACGCUUCCCGAUUCCAUCAAUUGUUCUCUAGAAGCUCAAAUCUUACCCUGACCAUCAGGAAUUGGACUACUUAAUUUUCUCAGUUUCUAGAAAAUAUUAGCUUUUCUCCUCUCUGCAGUAUAAAACAGCAGUGCAGUGUCAAUUAAAUUGAAAAGAUAAUAUACAAAAAACUAGCUCUGAAGAUGACGUACAGUUUUGAACAGAGAGGAUCUCUCUACUCGGACUCAUUUAGACUCUACCUCACUAAAGAUGGCCAGUAUAUCUCCCCCUUCCACGACAUUCCACUCUAUCCUGACGCGGGAGAGGGGGGACUGGUGUUGAAUAUGGUGGUGGAAGUGUUAAGGUACACUAAUGCGAAGAUGGAGAUCAACAAGGAGCUGAAGCUGAAUCCAAUUAAACAGGAUGUCAAGAAGGGCAAGAUGCGCUUUAUCGCAAACGUGUUUCCCAACAAGGGCUACCCCUGGAACUACGGGGCAUUUCCGCAGACGUGGGAGGACCCUAAGAAUGUGGACCAGCACACUGGCUUCAACGGGGACAAUGACCCCCUGGACGUGUGUGAGAUCAGUGACAUCAUCCCCCCUGCAGGCAGUGUCAUUCAGGUCAAGGUGCUGGGCAUACUUGCCAUGAUUGACGAGGGCGAGACGGACUGGAAGGUGAUUGCAAUCAACACGGCAGAUCCGAAGAUCAGUGAGUACACAAACAUACAGGAUGUAGAAAGGAUGAAGCCAGGACUGCUCAAGAGAACUGUCGAAUGGUUCAAGUACUACAAGGUUCCAGAUGGUAAGCCAGUGAAUCAGUUCGCAUUUAAUGAAGAAUUCAAAGACCAGCAGUUUGCAGCAGAGAUAGUGAAACACACACACGCUUCGUGGAAGAGUCUAAUAGCAAAAGAAGUGGACAACGCUGGAAUCUCAUUGGCCAAUACUACUAUCCAAUUGUCAUCCGAGAAGAUACCGCAAGAGGGCGCCAAAGAGCUUGUCAGCCAACAGGCGCCAAAGAGUGAAGCGAGUCCUUUGCCGGCUACUAUAAAUGACUUGUUUUAUGUCCCCACGGGAAUCUGACUCGUCAAUUAUUCUCACUUGUAGCUCAAAAUUCAUCUCAUCUGGAAAAGAACUGAAACUCUUGGAAAUGUCUGAAAUUGGUGUCUAUUUUUUUCUGGUGUAAUGGAUGAUGAUAGAUUGUAAUGUUUAUUGGAAACUAUUGUACAUUUUUGGUUCCGUCAGUAUAAAAAAGCAUGAAUGUCU